This is a messenger RNA of Cavia porcellus (domestic guinea pig), 6459 nucleotides long. It is a transcript of the gene Lrfn3, whose product is annotated as leucine rich repeat and fibronectin type III domain containing 3. The record is from RefSeq and is a predicted model, not a curated record. The transcript has 3 exons. Gene Ontology annotation, cellular component: presynaptic active zone membrane; cell surface. Bases 1201 to 3081 code for a protein of 626 amino acids. NCBI's taxonomy places the organism in Eukaryota, Metazoa, Chordata, Mammalia, Rodentia, Caviidae. Gene Ontology annotation, molecular function: protein binding.
CUUUAAGCGCGGCCGCGCGCGGCCCUGGGUUCCCGGAGAGGAGGCCGCGGGAGCGCUCGGACCCAGCCCGCCUGCCCGGCCCCCGACCCGGCCCGGCGGGGGAGGGGUCUCUGAGCGCGGCCCCUCCCCCCUGCGUCCCCGCCCGCGCUGCGGUGCACCGGCCCGCGUGUUCCUGUCGGUUCUGUCUGUCCGUCUGUUGGCGCCCAGGCCUCGCCCCACCCUGGUCCUGGGGCUGCCCCGCCGCCCCCCUACCAACCGCAGUGGACUUCCUCCCUCUGGGCCGACCCACCCCCCCCAGGAGGCGAGAGGCGAGGCUGUCACCCUAGACCCGGGGGCCGCCCGCACCUGACACCGGGGGUUGCACCCCGAGAUUGGACUGGGAAAUCCAGAAACCCGAGUUUGGGAAUCUGAUCUGGUGUAGAUACCCCGAGAUCCGGCUGUGGAACCCAAAGACCUGGACCCUGAACCCUAUACCUGGGGCUAGAAUCCCAGCAUCGGUCCUUGGGACCCCAAGAUUUGGAAGCUGAAUUUCAUGGUUUGGAGCAUGGACCCCAAGAUUUAGAGCCAGAACUCCCAAGAUUUGGAAUCUAAACCUCUAAAUGUGGAGCUGAACUCUGAAUUCUGUGUUUAGCACCUUUUAAUCUGGAGCUGGAUUCUUAAAUCUACACCAGGAAUUUACUAUUUGGGAACUGGACUUGGAAUUUAGGCCUCAAAUUCCAAGAUCUGAACCUGGGGACUCCAAGAGCCCUAAACCUGAUUUUGAGCCAGAAGUCCUUGCUGCAGACCUGAACGCUGAAAUCUGAGGUGAGACCUCCAAAUCUUGACUCAGCAUCCCAGUAUCGGAAUCCCACGAAACCCUAAUAUUGGAUUCCAGGACAGGACUUGGGACUCAGACCCUGAACCAUUUGGCUGUUUGGCACACCAAGCCUGAAGCUGGAAAACCCUGACCCUGAACAACCAAAACUGGAUCUCUAACACUGGACCCUAAGGCCCAAUAUUUGGAUGUUGGAGACUCAGGUAUUCAGAGCUGGAGACUUCAUGGCCACAGAUUUGAGCUGAGGCACAACAGUGUCUUCACAGACGUCUUGGGACAGAGAUGACAUGACCAGACACCUACUUGAGAGCUCUGACCUCUGACCCCUUGGAGCCUGAGGACUCUGCUCCCUGGGGUGGCUUCCAGUUCAGGCCGCCCCACCCGCAAUGGCCGUCUUCCCGUUGCUCCUUUGCCUGCUGCCGCUGGCCCCUGCCUCGUCUCCACCCCAGCCAGCCACAUCUAGCCCAUGUCCCCGCCGCUGCCGCUGCCAGACCCAGUCACUGCCCCUAAGUGUGCUGUGUCCAGGGGCAGGCCUCCUGUUCGUGCCACCCUCGCUGGAUCGUCGUGCCGCUGAGCUGCGCCUGGCAGACAACUUCAUUGCAGCUGUGCGACGCCGCGACCUGGCCAACAUGACGGGCCUGCUGCACCUGAGCCUGUCUCGGAACACUAUCCGCCACGUGGCAGCUGGUGCCUUCGCUGACCUACGAGCUCUGCGCGCCCUGCACCUGGAUGGCAACCGGCUGACCUCGCUGGGCGAGGGUCAGCUGCGUGGCCUAGUCAACUUGCGACACCUCAUCCUGAGCAACAACCAGCUGGCAGCCCUGGCAGCUGGUGCCCUGGACGACUGUGCCGAGACACUUGAGGACCUGGAUCUCUCCUACAACAACCUCGAGCAGCUGCCCUGGGAGGCCCUGGGCCGCCUGGGCAAUGUCAAUACAUUAGGCCUCGACCAUAACUUGCUGGCUUCCGUGCCUGCUGGCGCCUUUUCCCGCCUGCACAAGCUGGCACGGCUCGACAUGACCUCCAACCGUCUGACCACCAUCCCACCUGACCCACUCUUUUCCCGCCUACAGCUGCUCGCCCGGCCCCGUGGCUCCCCUGCCUCUGCCCUGGUGCUGGCAUUUGGUGGGAACCCUCUGCACUGUAACUGUGAGCUGGUGUGGCUAAGACGCCUGGCCAGGGAGGAUGACCUCGAGGCCUGUGCCUCGCCGCCUGCCCUAGGGGGCCGCUACUUCUGGGCCGUAGGUGAGGAGGAGUUUGUGUGUGAGCCACCUGUGGUGACCCAUCGAUCGCCACCCCUGGCCGUACCUGCAGGUCGGCCAGCUGCCUUGCGUUGCCGGGCAGUAGGGGACCCAGAACCCCGUGUGCGUUGGGUGUCACCCCAGGGCCGGCUGUUGGGCAACUCGAGCCGUGCCCGUGCCUUCCCGAAUGGAACUCUGGAGCUGCUGGUCACUGAACCUGGCGAUGGUGGCAUCUUUACCUGCAUAGCGGCCAAUGCAGCUGGUGAGGCCACAGCAGCUGUUGAGCUAACUGUGGGUCCCCCGCCACCUCCUCAGCUAGCCAAUAGCACCAGCUGUGAUCCCCCGCAGGACGGGGAUCCUGAUGCCCUUACCCCGCCCUCUGCUGCCUCUGCCUCUGCCAAGGUGGCUGACACCGUGCCCCCUACUGACCGUGGCGUCCAAGUGACCGAGCAUGGGGCUACAGCUGCUCUUGUCCAGUGGCCAGAUCAGCGGCCUAUCCCGGGCAUUCGCAUGUACCAGAUCCAGUACAACAGCUCAGCUGAUGACAUCCUCGUCUACAGGAUGAUCCCAGCGGACAGUCGCUCCUUCCUGCUCACCGACCUGGCGUCUGGCCGUACCUACGAUUUGUGCGUGCUCGCCGUGUAUGAGGAUGGCGCCACGGGGCUCACGGCCACGCGACCCGUGGGCUGUGCCCGCUUCUCCACUGAGCCUGCAUUGCGGCCAUGCGGCGCCCCGCACGCACCCUUCCUGGGCGGCACCAUGAUCAUCGCGCUCGGCGGGGUCAUUGUGGCCUCCGUGCUGGUCUUCAUCUUUGUGUUGCUCAUGCGUUACAAGGUGCACGGUGGGCAGCCACCCGGCAAGGCCAAGGCCUCUGCACCCGUCAGCAGCGUUUGCUCUCAGACCAAUGGCGCCCUGGGACCUACGCCCACUGCACCUAUCCCUGAUCCGGCUGCACCCAGGGCCCACACCGUGGUCCAGCUGGACUGCGAGCCGUGGGGGCCCAGCCACGAACCUGCGGGACCCUAGCCGGGUGACCACCUCUGUGGCUUCUGUGGCCCCAGGGAUAACAGGACCCGGACACCCGGCGGGACCUGGCCUCAGACUCACCAAAUCACUCACGGUUUUUAAAACUCUGAUGGGGAGGGUUGGGGGCACUGGGGCACAACAAGAAAGUCCUAUUUUUCUAAGCUUGGGCCUGGGCCUUUGCCCUUGUCUCUGUCUGUGGUGCCUGGGGGACUUUUGCAGGGAUCUGGGGCUGGCAAAUACUUCCUCUGGGAGAGACUCCCCAGUUCAGUUUGAGGGCCCGGGGAGCCUGGGGCUGAGAGCGGUCAUCCAUUCAGUCAACAGAUAUCCCUGGAAGGGCCACCUGGGUGGGCCCUGUGUUGUGUCACUGCAGUGACACAGACAGCCCUGAGUCCUGCCCUCAGGGAGCCUGAAGUCUGGUAGGAGACAAACAUGUCUUCAGACAGUGAUAAUCCAGAGAGACCAGGGAUGUAGUGACCAGGAAAGCCUAGGAGAUUGUAUAGCCCAAAAGAGGUACCUAGCUCAGCCAAGGAUGUGGUCAGAGAGAGUGUCCUGGAAGAGGAGACAUGAGGCCUAAGAGAAAUACCUGAGGGAGAUAACUGGGCAGAGAGCAAAAGGAGAGCUGUUGCAGGCGGACAACACAGCUAUGCAGGGCCUAGUAUGUACCAGGCUCUCGGGUGCUCUGGUAGAGGUGAGGCAGGAGAGCUGAGCAGGGUCCAGGAACUCCGGGCUGAGGCGCUCAGAUGGUGGCCUGAGGUGUUGGGAAGUCAUGGAUGAUUCUACACGGGAGGAACAGAGUCACAUUUGGACUUGAGGAAGAUCCUUCUAAAGGAAGGUGGGCCAGAGGAGGAAACUGGGAGCUGGGAGCCCAGGGUGGGGCCAGGGCAGGGAUCUACAUGGUGGGGAAGCUCAGACCAAGACAGGACUAGGGGGAAGAACAGAGUGGGAGGCAGAGGGGCUGUGGAGUGGAGGGUGAUGGGCAGAGGGUGCCCAGGACAAGGCCUGGGCCAAGGGAGAGGGGUGGAGGAACUGCUCAAGACCAAGGAGGAAGGGUAGGCCUGGGGAAGAUGCUGACUGGGGAAGAUGGUAUGGGACUUGGUGGAUAUGGGGUGCAGAGGAUGUCCAUGGUGGACAAUGUCUAAGAGGCCAGAGGACUCUUGAUCUGAGGCUGGAGCUAGGGACAGAAAUAGAGCUUUGUAGUCAGAGAUGGGAACUGAAACCACUUGGGGUGAGACAGGCUUUGAGAGUGCCAACUCCCAACCACAGCGACUUUUGCAUGUUUAAAAGAGAGACAAAGGAAAAACCUCGCAGACUAUACAGGAGCAUUCAGGCAGGAGGAAGAAAACCAAGAAAUUCAAACCCAAAUGACUGUUGUGCCUGAUAACGUAAAGACUGCAGUAAUCUCAGCAGAGCAUUGUUAGGGGAUUGGUGGGGAGAGAUGCCAUAUUCAGCUGACUCAAGAGUAGGAGGUAAGAAAGUAUAGACAGGAAGUGUAGGCCCAGGCUUCUGUGGGCUAGAUCCUGGGUCAGGUUGAUCUGGAACUUCCAGCCCUCACUCGGUCUUUGCCCUAGGGCCCUUCAAAGUUUAUAGGACCCACACUUGGUCUAGGAAAUGGCAGCCCUCAGUAGAGACCCAGGAAGGGGCUUUUCUAAUGUGAAGGGGUAUCUGGGCACAAAUGUGGACCUGUCACCUGUCUGGAGUGAUGCUGGUAUGAGCAGCAUGGUAAAGAGUUCAAGACUAGACUGGCCAUUCUCAUGACCUGGUGCACAUGACCUUGUCCUGUCAGGCCAGCAAAUCCUAGAUUCUGCCACAGCUUUUGUGGCCUUGGAAAUAUUACUCUGUUAGCCUAUAGGAACAGCCCAAGUCCAGGGGACCUGAUCUGACUGCCCAAUCCCUCAGCAGCGCCAUGAGUCCUUCCUCUUGUUGGUUACUCUUGGGUAGCACAGGUCAGGUGAGGUCAUCAGCAAGAGGGAGGGCAUGAGUUUUUUUGGAGAAUGGGCUCGAGGGAGUGGACCUAGUGCCAGCCAGAAAAUGCCAGUUUCUGGUGGGAGUGGGGGCGCCAGAACAUACUUCCUAAACUCUCGAUUUUUGGGUUUUUUUUUCAUUUUUUAAAACUGUCAAUCUUUACUGUGUGCAAGCGCUGGGGACUGAGUGCUAAACAAAUAGGUAUAGGCCCUGCUGUCCCAUAUCUCAGCAUCUGGUGGGGACACAAAUGUUAAAUAGUCACAUGCAAGGGUAAAGCAUCUUUGGUAACAAAGUGGACUAUGCCAGAGAGAUGUGGACUGUAAGACCCUAUAAUCAGGGGAACUGCCCCAUGAAAGGAGAUUAAGGAAAUCUUCUGGAGGAGGUGAGGCCUCAGCUGAGUCCCAGAGGAUGCUCAGGUUGUUAACUAGCAAAGGGUGGAAAGGAUUCACAAGGAACGGCAUGGUAUCUAAAAGGAAGUGAAGAAGGCCAGAGCUGGAGGUAGGGUGAGGGAAGGGAUGUGACAUUGUAUUGAGACUGAUGAGUGGGAAGAGGCCACACCCAGACACCUGGAGGCUGCUGGGAGGACUCUAUUUCAUUCUAAGUGGCACGGAAGCCGUUGGAGGGUUUUGAGCUCUAAGGAGAAUAGUGUUCCCUGAUCUCAUGGAAGCUCUAGUGACAGACUGUUUAUAUGUGGAGGGUAAAGAAAAGAGGAUAUUGCAAUGGCCAGGCAGAGGGUGACCUGGACCAGGCCAGGCCCCAAAGUUAAUGAAUGGAAGGGAGAUUUGAGAUUGUUUUGCCACAGGUCUCCAUCCCCUACUGAAAGCUGUAGGACCCUGGUCUAUGAUAUCCAUGGAUACAUCUCUGAGUGGGGAAGCUGACUUCUCUGUAGCAUGCGAAUGAAGGAAAUUCUUAAGGUACGAGUACCAGGAGAAAGGUUAAAAAGCAGAGGCUGUGGUUGGUCAGGGAGAUGUAGACACAAAAAAUGCAAUACCGGGGCUGGGGAUUUAGCUCAGCGGCAUAAGUGCCUGCCUUUCAAGCAGGCAGUCGUGAGUUCAAUCCCUGGUACCGAUAAAAACGAAAAAGACAAAAAAAAAAAAAAAAUGCAGUACCUGAAAUGGGAAUAUACAGCCAGGGGUUGCUUACUGUACUAUGGAAGCAGAAGGUCAGGUGUGGUGGCACAUGCCUGUAAUUCUAGUACUCUGGGAGUUAAUGACUUAGUGAGAUCCUGUCUCAAAAUAUUUCCUUUCUUUUUUUUUUUUUUUUUUUUUUUUUGUGGUACUGGGUAUCAAACUCACAACCUUGUGCUUGCCAGGCAGGCGCUGUGCCACUGAGCUAUAUCCCUGGAUUUUUUUUUUUUUAUUCUUUGUGUGUGUGUAUGUGUCAAAAUAUUUUUUAAAAAUUUUUAAAGGUCUGGGA